Xyrichtys novacula (pearly razorfish) is the source of this 7303-nucleotide messenger RNA. Lineage: Eukaryota; Metazoa; Chordata; Actinopteri; Labriformes; Labridae. The record is from the annotation of a GenBank genome assembly.
CGGAAGUACCACCUUUGUGCGUCACAGCUCAUCUGUUGGUGUUGGCCCCCCAGACUGAUCCGGACUCAACAGACUCUGGUUCCGAAGAAUCAGAACCGGUGAACGGUUGACGGUGAUCGAUGUUCGGUGAUCGGUUAACUGUCGGUGACUUCAGUCUCCUUCUGUCUUCGUGCUCAGGCUCCGACGGUGAGUUUUAUCAGAGUAGCAUGUUAGCUUUAGCUUGGCUGUUUAAACGCAGGUUCACUGUUAAUACAGGUAACUAAACGCACUGUUCGGUUUCUGGUCAAUGUGAAUUCUCCUUCUGCGCUUUUAUUGACCGUAAUGACGUCGGAGACAAACAGCUGAUCUGUUGUGAUGUCAAUGAGUCGGGCUACAGCUAGCAUGUUUGCUAACAUGUUAGCCGAUCUAGUGAUGUUGAUAUUUAUGUUAUUGUCAAACGUCGAAACAGUGACGUCAUGGCGCAAAUUUUAAACCCGCGAUUAAUUAAAACUGUGUAAUUAGAUAAAAACAAACACAGCUCUACCUUUCAGGUCCACUGAUCCAGACCAGGACUGAUUCAGACUGAUACACCAACAGGUCAUGGUCUAAGAGCCUCUGGGUACCUGGUCUCCGGUUCUGGUGGAUCUCAGGUUGGUCUCGGGUCCUCGCGGUCUCAGGGUGGCGCUGUGGUCCGGUUGGAGGACCCGGCUGAUGGAGAGCAACUGUCGGAUCCCUGUGGCGUGCUGUAGGCCCAGAGUCCUGGUCCUCCACGCCCUGUUCUGGGGUCUGGUGUCCCUCAGGUCAGUCCUGGUUCUGGUAGUUUUGUAGAAGGUUCUUCAGGAGGGAAGGUCCAAAACGUUCUGGACUUAAGUGUUCUGUGUUUCAGGGUCUUCGGAGCGGCUCUGCUGAGCGACGAGAAGACUUCAGGUACUGAUGACAAGCAGCAGCAAAGACUCAUGGGAAAUAGGUCAUGAGUAACCUGGUUUGACCUUUGACCUCUUCCCCCUGCAGCACCAAAGGCUCAUGGCACCCCCUGCUGGCUCCUGGAGGACUUUGUGGUCACCGCCGAAUGUUCCCAGUGUAACGCCUUCCAGUCUGUGAGUUCAAAGGUCAUCAUGGAGGACCGGUCCUCAGAACCGGGUCAAAACCUGACUAACAAGUUCUUUUGAUUCUGUUUUAGAGAUCCUGGUCCGCAUGUGGGACUACUGGGUACGUGGAGAGGGUGAACUGUACUCGCAGCAACCGGGAUGAGUACAAAAGGUCAGAGGUCGUUACUGUGGGUACACUUUAGAGUUGAACAUGAAGGCUGCACGAUAGUGGAAAAAACUAACAUUGCAAUUUUUUUCAACCCUGUGAUAUUUAUUACAAUAUUAAAAAAUACUGGAAUUUUCACUAGAUGACCUGAAUAGCACUUGAUGCUGCGUCCGAAUUGCCAAGUAGUAGUCGAAGUAGUAUGUAGCAUGUCCGAAUUGGCCACCGGAGCGAGUAGCAUGUUACUUCAGAUACUAGACACGCCCACAUUGUAGGAUGGUCACGGGUGACCCAAAAUGCACGGCGGGCUUCUUCUUCGUCCUCUUAAAAGUUGUAGAAGCGCAUGUGAUGCUAGCGCCACCAGCUGCUCUGCCUAUUUAAAUGCGUCGCGAACGCCGUCUGGCCACAGCAGCGCGCACCAUAGCAGAGCAGCAGCAGCAGCAGGGGGCGGGACCGCAGCAGUACAGAUGUAAGUUUCAUGUAACUUCACACACUGUCCUAAAAAAUGUGCGUUUGUAUCUCUUUGUCAUGUCAUGGUGUCAUAUUUGCCCAAGUAAUCAUUUUAUGAGCAAAUAUGUGGCGACAUCAUGGAGGUAAAGCUCACUUAUUCCAUCAUUAAACUGCACAGCUGCAGUAAUCAGGCAGAUCUCAUUGAACAAACGAUCACCACGUGAGUGAAUGAAGGCUAAAAGUCAUGGAAAAGCUACUUUGAGAAUUUCUAAAGUAGUGCAGGAAUAUAAUACAGCAGCAUCCAUCACUUGCACAAUUACCAUUCAGUCUAAAACGGGCGCAGUACCUACUCUCUGCCUGCGGGGGUCGUCUUUCCCCACCGCUCGUCUAGUGUGUCCGAAUUGGGCCGACGUGUUCAGUAUGUAGGAGUAGGAUCUAGCAGUAGCACGUAGCAGUAGCGAGCAGGCAAUUCGGACACAGCAAAUGUUAUGCUGCACUGCUGAAAUCUCGAGGACAGUUAACGUGGACUGCUCUUACCUCUUUUAGUGAAUGUUAGGAGAACGGCUUCUGUCUGUCUUAGAGAUAUUUUUAUUGUUCUGGGACGUUAUUGUGGAAACAGAUGAACACAGAACACGUGUUUUGGUCGACAUCAUCCAUCUUGUAACCGAAAUAAUUCCAGAUAACUGACUUUCCUUUUCUGUUUGGCAACAAAUCUUCAUCUUCGGUGGUUUUCCCCGUUUUUUUGCUCAGUUUUCGAUCGUUGUUGUUGUUGUUACCGGGGUUGUGAUGAGAAACGCAUGUCCUCCGAGAAUUGCAUGCACCUCACAAAACGCGCACUGCUUAUAGUAGAGUGGUCCACGGAAAUGUACAAUUUAAAACCCAUACAGUUCUUAUUUGUUGGGCUAAACAGUGAUGAAGAAUGUUCCGAAAGUAAUUCUCAGCGGACACGCGUUUCUCGGCUCAACUUCGGUAGCGCCAGCGACUCACUCCAUGUGCAGGGGUGGGUUUCCUCCUCUCUGAUUUUGAUUGACAGCUGGCAGGGUAGUCUGAUUGGCAACUGAGUAAAGAAUGCAGGUGAUUAGUGGACUGCUGCAGAGUCACAUGUAGAGUCACAUGCAGUGUAUCUCAGUCAGCUUCCCUUGAAAUUAACUGAGUUCAUUCACCUCCGACAUCACAGGCUCUGCGAUGUGACUAUUGCACACAUGUACAUCGCCAUGACGAUGAUCAAACGAUAUAUCGUGCAGCCCUAUCGAACAUCUAGACUUUGUUUCUAUUAGGGCUGCACGAUAUAUCGUUUGAUCAUCGUCAUGGCGAUGUACAUGUGCGCGAUAGUCAUGUCAGAGCCUGCGAUGUCGGAGGUGAAUGAACUCAUCUGACACAGACUGAGUCUCUGGUGCUGCCGGUGUUGUUCCAAGAAACGCUGAGAAUGACUUUGGGAACAUUCCUCAUCACUGUUUAGCCCCACAAAUAAGAACUGUAUGGGUUUAAAAUUGCACAUUUCCGUAGACCACUCUACUCUAAGUGGUGCGCGUUUCUGCGAGGUGGAUGAGUUUCUCGGCGCAACACUGGUAACAAAAACAACGAAUGUAAAAUGAGAAAUUAACAAGAGGAAACCACCGAAGAUGAGGACUUGUUGGUAAAAAGAAAAGCAACGUCAGUUAUCUGGAAUUAUUUCAGUUAUAAGAAGGACGAUGUCGACUAAAACACGUGUUCUGAGUUCAUCUGUUUCCACAAUAACGUCCCAGCACAAAAAAAGUGAAAAUAUCUCUGAGACAGACAGAAGCCGUUCUACUAACAUUCACUUAAAGAGGAAAGAUCAGAGCAGGUUAACUGUCCUCAAGAUUUCAGCAGAAAGUCAGAUUCAGCUUAUCUGAUUAAAUUCAUCGAGUUUAUAAUAUAAUAUAUAUCGCAGGGUUGAAUAAAAUUGCAACAUUAGUUUUUUACGAUAUCAUGCAGUCUUACGGUCCCUACACACCGGGACCGACGCAAAUAUACAACACGAAAUUACGAAAUAUUUGAAGGCAAAUUUUGACGUGCCUGACCAUACACAUCAGGCGCGAUGCAAUUUUGAACUUUCGGGUGGGGGAGACGCGUCCCGGGUGGAAGCGAGAAGACUGACCCAACAGCAGACUGAGUCUUUUUCAGUUCUGAUUAGACACUAUUGUGGAGAUGGCUGUCUGUCAUGAUAGCAUGUACUGAGUCAGGGCCAGUACCAGAUAAACACAUUAAACUUAUUAUCCAUAAAUGUAAGGUAACAACCGAGACCUAAUGGUGCUGUGACAGCAACGCUGUGAUUGAGUUAGAGACAGUGAAAAUACAUAUGGUAUGUUGUAUCUGAACAGGUUAGCUUACAAGCUAAAGUUACUUAGCACAGAUGAAAGUUAAAACAAAGACGUUUUGCAAACGGUUAAAGCUCACAAACCAUCGUCAUAUGAGAAAUCUGACGCUAUGACUCUCCACAAGUUGUCCUUCAGGUCGUUAUCUUUGUAAUAUUUGUGUUUUUUAUCAAAAAUCACUCUGUUCUCUGACACGUAAACAACCAGCUGGUUGGCCAUGUUGGAUAUACUGGGGAAUCUGACGUCGCAACAACACACAAUCUGAUUGGUCAGAAGUGGACACACAGUAUGCGAAACUGUAGAAAAAUCGACCAUGAUCCGAAAAAAUAAAUUCAGGACGGGAAAACAUCGCUGAUGUGAACACUUGUAUUGACAGGAUAUGGGUUCGAAAAAAAAUAUUGACGUCUGAAAUAAUCAUAUGAAAAAGACUGUCCCGGUGUGUAAGGACCUUAAGGCACCAGAACCAGCUGAAGAAAAACAGUCCCAAAGCAUGAUGCUGCCACCACCAUACUUUACUGUAGGUACGGUGUUCUUUUGGUGAUGAGCAGUGUUGAUUUUGCGCCAAAAAUACCUUUGGCAAUGAUGCCCAAAAAGUUAAACUUUGGUUUCAUUAGACCAGAACACAUUUUCCCACAUGUGUUUGGGGGAUUUCAGAUGUCUUUUUGCAAAACUAAGCCGGGCUUUGAUGUUUUUCUUUGUAAGAUAAGGCUUCCAUCUUGCCACCCUACCCCAUAGCCCAGACAUAUGAAGACAGCGGGAGAUUGUUGUCACAUGUACUACCCAGCCAGUACAAUUCCUGAAGCUCCUUCAGUGUUGUUGUUGGCCUCUUGGUAGCCUCUCUGACCAGUUUCCUUCUUGUCUUAUCAUCAAUUUUGGACGGAUGCCCUGUUCUUGGUAAUGUCAACGUUGUGCCAUAUUUUCUCCACUUGAUGAUGACGGUCUUCACUGUGUUCCAUGGUAUAUUUAAUUCCUUGGAAAUUAUUUUGUAGCCCUCUCCUGACUGAUAUCUUUGAAUAAUGAGAUCCCUCUGAUGCUUUGGAAGCUCUCUGCUGACCAUGGCUUUUGCUGGAAGAUGUGGCUACAAAAAAAAUGUCAGGAAAAGCUACUAGAACAGCAGAACUUUAUUUGGGGUUGAUCAGAGGCACUUUAAUUGGUGACAGGUGUGUGCUGACUCCAAUUAAACAUGCAGUCACAUCCCCAGUUAUUAAAGGGUGUGCACACUCAUGCAACCACAUGAUCUCAGUUGUUUAUUUUUACUUCACCUCCCUGAAAGAUUUCUGUUUGUUUUUCAAUUGUGUUGUACAGGUUAUAGGUCACAUUAAAGGUGGAAGAAGUUGUGAAAUUAUUUAUCUUGAUUGAAUUGUUUUACAUGACAAAAAUCUGGCAGUUGAACAGGGGUAUGUAGACUUUUUAUAUCCACUAUAUAUGUAUAUAUAUAUAUAUAUAUAUAUAUGUAUAUAUAUAUAUAUAAGUAUAUUUAUAUGUAUAUAUAUAUAUAUAUAUAUAAGUAUAUUUAUAUGUAUAUAUAUAUUCUGUGAAUAUAUAUGUAUAUAUGUAUAUAUAUAUGUAUAUUUAUAUGUAUAUAUAUAUAUAUAUAUGUAUAUUUAUAUGUAUAUAUGUAUAUUUAUAUGUAUAUAUAUAUAUAUAUAUAUAUAUAUCAGACUACUUUUAUUUUUAUAUCAUGUCCUGUGACAUCAUCAUUCACUCAUUAACAUAUUCACCCCCCCUCCAGCUGCCGCUCCACUGUCAUGGAGUCUCGUCUUUUCUGGAAGUUCGAGGCGGCCAUGUUGUCUCUCACGGCUCUUUUCGCCGUCCUCGUGGUCAUCCGUCAGCGCUCUCUGGACCGCCUCGCAUCAGAGAAAGUCCGCCGCCAGAUCGAGUCAAUCUGAAGAAAGAUCUGGGUCCUCCUCAUAUGGACCUGGACCCUGCAGCAGGCCUGUGAGCUGAUCCAGACUUCACCUGACCCGAGGUUCUGGUUCUGUGAAGGUUCAGACUGAAGGAGGCGGGGCUUAUCUCUGUCAGCUGAUCUGGAACUGAAACUGGUCUCUGAGGACAGACCUGGUCCACCUGAGAUGGGUCAGACUGGGUCUGAACUGAUCCGGUUUCUGUCCUCUCUCUUUGUUCUGAAUGGUCCAUGUGUCAGAGGAACCCCCCCCCCUUAGUGACAUCAUCAUCAUGCAGCGCUCUGAUUGGUUCAUGUUCACCAACCUGGGUUUGAGCUCUGGAUCCAGGACUUUGAUCAGAACUGGACUUUAAAUUGAGUCAAUCUGAUAAAUAAAAAAGUGUUUUUUUUUUCUUUUUUAUUAAGAUGUUUAAAAUGAAAAAAUCUGUUUAUUUGUUUUUUGUUUGUUUGUCUUUGUUUUUGUUUUGUUUGUUUGUUCUAAAAAAAACUUUGCUUGCUGAUCCGCUCUGCUUCAACUAUCAAAAACAUUAGAAAUGAGAAAGCUGACAAAACUACAGCAGAGGAUCAGGACAACAUUGAGUAUUUUUUCUUUUAAGAUUUAGAGAUUAAAGUUGUAAAUUUAGGAGAAUAAAGUCAUAAAGUAUAUAAAGUCAUAAAGUAAAUAAAGUCAAAAAGCUGCUUUUGUGGAGGGGGAAAUGACUGAAGCUGGUCAUCUGCAGGGUUAUCUGUGGAUGUAUCAGCGGGUCAUUCAGAGAGAUUUUGUGGUUUCUGAAGAAACAAUCAAACUGAUGAUGAUCAACAUUUGUGAUCCAGAGGGAGUCGAGCUCCGACGAGCACCACGUCUCUGACACCGGCCGUAACCUACACCUGCAGAGACACCAACACCUUAUUAUGGCAUAUGGAUUCAUAUCAUAAAUUAAAGCUCAAUGUCAUUCACGGAUAUUAACGGCUGCAUUGACAGAUAUAUCCUCAGCAUAUUCAUUUCUGCCUCCACAAAAGCAGCGAUUUCCUUCAAGUACACCUGUUUUUUCCCCGUGGAAAAGACGUAUUUCUCACAUAUUCUUUUUUUAAAGUCUUUAUACUUAUGACAAUGUGAUGCUGAUGUGCCAGAGGAUGAAGUAUCUCCUUGUUUGUGAAACCUAUACUGAAGCACAGUUCCUUUAAAUGCUUCAUGGCCCUAAUUUUAACAAGUCUCCUCUGAAAUAACAGGUUACGACUUUAUUCUCGUAUAUUCACGACUUAAAUCUUGAAGUCUCAAUAGGGCCCUCAUACUUCUUCAUACAAAACAAUCACUGGAUUAAUUUUGUGGGAAUGAUCUGGGCUUGUAUGUAUCUACUAUUUUGUGUCUGUGCAAGGUCGCACAAUUAAAACAAUACAUGCUGCG